Staurois parvus is the source of this 939-nucleotide messenger RNA. The record is from the annotation of a GenBank genome assembly. NCBI's taxonomy places the organism in Eukaryota, Metazoa, Chordata, Amphibia, Anura, Ranidae.
AUGAAAUACAACCAGACCGUUAUCACGGAUGUCACACUCUUGGGAUUCCAAACCUCCAAAGUUGUCAGCAUAUUUCUCUUCACUCUAAUUUUGGUUAUUUAUAUCUCAACACUUUGUGGAAACGUGUUGAUCAUCACCCUGGUGUCCUACAGCAACGUCCUCCACACUCCCAUGUACUUCUUCCUCACCCAGCUCUCGUUAUCUGAUAUAAUUCUAACCACUGAUAUCUGCCCAAACCUUCAUAUUGUAGUUCAAGAAGAUGGAACAAUGUCCUUCAGAGGCUGCGUGUUGCAGCAUUAUAUUUUUGCCAUGACGGAAUGUUCGGAGUGUCUUCUUCUGACGGUGAUGGCUUACGACCGAUAUUUGGCCAUCUGUAAACCGUUGCAUUAUACUUCUAUAAUGGAUAAGCUUUUCUGCAUAAAGCUAGCUUCUGUGUCUUGGUUGUUGGGCAUUAUUAUUAUGAUGAUCAGCACAGUUACAAUCGCUUGUCUGGACUUCUGUGGACCAAAUAUUAUUGACCAUUUCUUCUGUGAUGCUUUGCCGUUGUUGAACCUUUCUUGUUCAGAUACCUCCGAGGUUGAAAACACAAGGGUGUUUCUUGGCAUCCCUGUUCUUUUUUUACCUUUUAUCUUUAUCAUGUGUUCAUAUAUGUAUGUCAUUAUCACCAUCAUGAAAAUUCCAUCUACUGACGGGAAGAAGAAAGCCUUCUCUACCUGCAGUUCCCACCUGACCAUCGUCUGUAUAUUUUAUACAAGUCUGAUCAGCAUGUAUGGUCUUCCAACUAGUGGAUCAUCUUCAGAUAUAAGCAAAGUAAUAUCCAUUCUGUACACUGUGGGGACACCAUUGAUAAAUCCAAUCAUUUAUAGUCUGAGGAAUAAAGAUAUAAAAGUGGCCUCUGACAAGAUAAUUAGUCAUUUUGUGAAGUUUUAUUAUUUAUAA